Messenger RNA from Penicillium salamii, 726 nucleotides. The record is from the annotation of a GenBank genome assembly. NCBI's taxonomy places the organism in Eukaryota, Fungi, Ascomycota, Eurotiomycetes, Eurotiales, Aspergillaceae.
AUGGCCUCCUCUCCAGCCCCCAAAACGCACAUUGCGCAAACCCUACUCUCACGCGCCCACUCGCCAGAUAGCGCGACUCAACAGUUCACCGAGCGUGUCAAGCAAAAACCACUAUUCCUCCGCGCCACCUCGCCAUCAGCCUCCGACAACCGCUCACGCCGACGCCUCGAGCGCCUCCGCAAGAAAGAAUACUUCAUUCGCCAUCAAAAGCCACGGCCGCUCUCGGCGCGCGAGAAGCGCAAAUCUGGCCUUUACGAUCUGCCCAAGGAAGAAUGUAAAUAUGCGAUCUUCAAGGGCCUGCACGACCUAUGGGUGGGGUAUAUGCAGGAUGUCCUGGAUUUGAAGUCAAACCACGCGGUGUAUAUCACGCCGAACUCGCAUGGCAGUAAGCUAGUGAGUGCGGAUUACCAUGGGGCAGAGGUGGAGGUUGUGAGGAGUCGGUGUGCUGGGCGGGUCGGUGUUAAGGGCAUCGUGGUGCGAGAUACAAAAUUUACCUUUGUCGUUGUUACUCAACGGGAUGAAAUGAAGACCGUGCCGAAGGAACAUACUGUGUUCCGAUUUACAGUUCCUCUCCCAAAGCCCUCUGAUAGCGCAGAGAGUCAACAAAAAGAAUCAGCUGAGGAUUGCAAACCUUUGACAUUUGAGUUGCAUGGGAGCCAGUUCGAGAAUAAGCCUGUGGAUCGGGCGAACAAGAAGUUCAAAUGGAGGAAUAUCGAUUAUGUCUGA